UAGGCCAGUCUACUUUGCAGAGAAGUAGACUAAUACAAUGUUAUGUUACUGAAAUGGCGGGUGCUAAACCAGCCGUUCAUGUCGUUCAGUUAAAGACAAUUCAAGUGCCGGAGUUAUUAGUGAAAGGGAAUAAAUUCAUAAAAUGGGACGACAGUUCAACAAUCGGUGUGCCGGUGACGCUGCGGGUGGAUCCGAAGGGUUACUUCCUGUACUGGCGGGACCAGAACAAGGAUAUGGAUGCCUUGGACAUCUCAUACAUAAGAGACACACGGACAGGCAAACAGGCAAAGGUUCCGAAGAUGGACAAGCUGCGGGAGACAUGUUCUAUCGGACCGUCUGACAUUCCACUGGAAGACAAAACAGUUACCAUUGCCUAUGGCAACGACAUGGUCAACGUGGAAUUCAUCAACUUUGUUUGUGCCAGCAGGGAGCUGGCUGCACUGUUAUGUGAGGAGCUACUCAAGUAUGCAAACAACCUUCUGGCUCUGAACGGCAGCUGCCUCACGUUCCUGGACAAGGCCCACACCCGCCUCACCCAUGUCCUUGACGUCAACGGCAAAAUACCAGUGAAAAACAUCAUCAAGAUGAUCUCGAAGGACAACAAGGAGGAUCGGCGCCGUAUAGAGAAGGCACUGGAGGCCAUGGGGUUCAAGGCUUCAAAGACGGACACAAUAGACCCAAACAAAUUCACAUUCGAUGAUUUCUUUACUUUCUACCGACAUCUUCUUGGCAGGACCGAAGUAGACCAAGUGUUUGAGGAAAUUGGAGCAAAGAAGAAACCUUAUCUUACUUCCGAACAGUUUGUGAAAUUUCUAAAUGACACACAACGUGAUCCACGUUUAAAUGAGAUACUGUACCCCUACUUCACAUCCAAGCAAGCCCUGGACCUGAUCCACACAUACGAAACCAAGCCAAACAUGUCUGCUAAAGGUCACUUCUCACAAGAGGGUUUCCUGAAAUUCCUGAUGAGUGAGGACAACAACCUGAUCCCAGCCCAGUCCCUUGACCUCUCGCAGGACAUGGGCCAGCCUCUCUCACACUACUUCAUAAACUCAUCUCACAACACCUACCUCACAGGUCACCAGUUAACUGGAAAGUCAUCUGUAGAGAUUUACAGCCAGGUGCUGCUGAGUGGGUGUAGGUGUAUCGAGCUUGACUGCUGGGAUGGCAAGGCCGCAGACGAGGAGCCCAUGAUCACACAUGGCUUCACUAUGUGCACAGAGAUCCCAUUUAAGGAUGUGAUAGAAGCAAUAGCAGUUAGUGCCUUCAAGACUUCAGAGUACCCUGUCAUACUCUCCUUUGAAAACCACUGCAGCCAAAAGCAGCAGGCAAAGAUGGCUGCCUACUGUAGGAAUAUCUUCGGAGAUAUGCUGUUAGUUGAUCCAUUGGAGGGUUUUCCAAUUGAGCCAGGGUAUCCACUGCCAAGUCCCGAGUUACUGAAAAGAAAAAUCAUUGUCAAAAACAGGAAAAAACAUUUCCACAAAAAGCAACAGCAGAAUAACACCCAACAGAAGGCACCAACCCAGCGCAUAAACAGGAAACAGAACUCUGUGAGUGAGGACAUGUCUGCGUCACUGACUGGCUCCCUGGCCGCAGGGGACGAUGGGAGCGGCGCGGGUGUGGUAGUAGCAGUGAAGCUGGGACAGCCUGACAGCGUGGAGGGGCCUGACGAGCCAGUGGAUGAGGAGGAGAGCGAAUCAUCCGAGAGUGACGAUGAUGACGAGGUGACAGGGCUCACAGAGGAGGAGGAGAGGGAGCGUAAACGCAGGAUACAGGAGCGGUUAAAACAAGAGAAGGGUACAGCAGGUUCAGAAGCUGAGGCUGGGAUGGAAAUGUCUGCCCUCGUCAACUAUGUGCAGCCUGUGCACUUCCACUCAUUUGAUAUGUCCGAGAAAAAGGGGCGAGCAUACGAGAUAUCUUCAUUUGUGGAGACGCAGGCAACUAACCUGCUGAAGGAAUAUCCCGUCGAGUUUGUCAAAUACAACAAAAAACAACUGAUAAGAAUUUACCCGAGAGCUACAAGAUUUAAUUCCACGAAUUUUAUGCCGCAGAUUUUCUGGAAUGCUGGUUGUCAACUAGUGGCCCUAAAUUUUCAAACUCUGGACCUAGCCAUGCAGCUUAACCUGGGUAUAUUUGAGUACAACAACCGGUCAGGCUACAUUCUCAAGCCAGACUUCAUGAGAAGACUGGACAAACACUUUGACCCAUUUGCUGAGUCUGUGGUGGAUGGCAUUGUGGCUGGAACCGUUACAUUCAAGGUGAUAGCCGGCCAGUUCCUAUCAGACAAGAAGGUUGGAACAUACGUGGAGGUGGACAUGUUCGGGUUGCCGACAGAUACACACAGGAAAAAAUUCCGUACACGCACUGUCCCCAACAACGGCAUCAACCCUGUUUAUGAUGAACCACCUUUUGUGUUCAAAAAGGUAGUACUGCCAAACCUUGCUGUGAUUCGUAUUGGGGUGUACGAGGAGACGGGGAAGAUGAUUGGCCACCGUGUUCUCUCUGUUGAGUCACUCAGGCCUGGUUACCGACAUGUGAAUUUGCGCAAUGAGUGUAACCAGCCCCUCCUGUUGCCCAGCCUGUUUGUACAUAUAUCCGUCAAGGACUACGUCAUGGACAUGCAUGCAGAUUUUGCGGAAGCAUUGGCUGACCCUAUGAAGCACCUGAGCAAGAUGACGAAACACAAGAUGCAGCUCGAGGUGUUCACUGAUGACGAGGGAGAGCCGGUCAGUACGCCCGCGACUAAUGGCAAUGAGGAGGAGUCGGAGAAGAAAGUGAGCCAGUCUACUGAGGAGCCUCCUUUCAACCCUCCACCACGCGUGAACAGGAACGGCAGCUUACCCAAUGUCUUCAACAAUGGUGUUAAUGAGGCCCCUCGAUUGACACGGACACCAUCCAACCCACACUCGACCGUGAUGAAGAAGGACAGUGCAUUCUCUAACAGCUCCGACAACUCAGGAAGCAUGAACCUUAGAUCUAGAUUCAGUGAACCCGACCUGUUGAUUCCAACGCCGUUGUCAAAGCUUAAAGAAGAGAAAGCAGUGUUUAAGAUGAUCAGCAAACGAGACAAGGACCUUGAGUUACUCAAAAAGAAACACGAAAAGGCCCAAGAUAGUAUGCGGGAGAUCCAUGCGGUGCGGGAGGAGAAACUACAACAGCAGCAGCUCAAGGAGAGGGCCGCGCUCGAGAAGGCCCACCAGAAACUCAUGAAGAAGGCGGGGAAGUCUGGCACAGUGUCACAGGUGCAGACAGACAAUGACGAGAAACUCUCCAAACUCCUGCAGGACCAUGAAGAACAGUUGAAGGGGUUACGGAAGAGCCAUGCAGAGGUAUACGUUGCCAUGUGCCGGGACCAGUUUCAGGCGGAGCUUGAAGUACACAUGAAGCACAGUGGCCCGAUAUAUGACACACUCCAAACCGUCAUGGACCAAGACCAUAGAGACCAUGAACAGAGAUUCAAGGCUAUCCAUGAUCACGAGGUGAAGGAACUCACUAAGCGGAUGGAGGUCCAGACCAAGGAGGAGAUGAGGGCCCUACAGAAAAAAUCCAAGGACAAACAGGCUUUUAGCAGGUUAAAAAGAGAAAACCAGAAGAGGCACAUAGACACUGUUGUCAGUGAAAGGCAAAAGUUGAAAGAAAUUUUGGAGAACCGCCUGGAUGAUUUGAAGAAAAGACACGAUGUGAUUAAGGAAGAAUUAACAUCCGACAAAAAAUCUACUGAACAGCAGUACAGUGAACAGUUCACAGCCAAGUAUUGUCGCAUACAGGACCAGUUUCGCUCCCUACUGGAGGUGGACAUCUCCAUUACCCAGCCAACCUCCAAUGUUGAAAAUCUUUCUCAUAAAGAAAACAACUAAGGUAUGAUACCAAAUAUUUUGUUUCUGCAAAGCUAUGAAGUAUAUUCAGAAAAGUGAUACAGAGCUUUACUUAAAUGAUGAACAUUGCCCAGAAAAUUGUAACCAUGACAGCUGUGGAAACUCCAUGCAUCUCCAUGGCUACCAGUCAAGAAAGACUUCUUAGUUUCAGUAUACAUGUACCUGCUAUCUCCACCCUAACAUAAGUGCAAUAGACUGUGUACACAUGUGGGCAAUGAUAUUUGGGAAGUUGCAAUACACAACAUAUCACAGCGUUUGGUGUAAUCUUGCACAUAUCAUUCAAAUAUACUGAUAAGUGCAAUACACAUAAUUGUAUAUCUGGUAAAAGACAUCAUGUUUGAAAUCUGCUUUGGCUUUUUCAUUCAAAUUUUUGGCCUUUUUUUCAAUUUAAGUUUAAAGGUAAGUAUAGGGAUGUUCCCUGUUUUUCUUAAUGAAAGCUCAGAUUAACCCAUACAUGCCAUAUUUUCUGGAGACCAUUCAGGGGGAUUUGUUCAAAAGUCUGAAAAUUCAGGGGGAUUUUGGUAGUAUUCAGGGGGAUUUUUUAGCAGAUCUAAUUUGGCAAAAUUUCGAAGUAUUUUAAGACGCAAGUACGAAAAAACAACAAAUUGCCAUAAUUUUGAAAGGCUCCCGAGGGAUUAUGUCCACAAUUUAAGGGGAUUUUGGUCACAUACCAGGGGUUUUUCAUCAUCGCCAUGUAGCAUUACGGGCAUGACACACAUGCCAAUUCACCUUGUUUACCCCUUUUUCCAGCACUUCAUCUAUAUUUUUAUAAGACACAACCAUAUUGCAUAAUAAAAUCACUCACUUGCAAAAUAGAAUACUUCACAGAAACAAUUUAAUGUGCUUACCUUCCUCUAAAAUUGGAUACAAAAUUUGCAGCCUAUGAUCAUAAAUGAUGACUUUCAGACUAAUAGAGAGAAUGGAAUGAAUUAUCAAUAUUUUUCAUUUCAAUUCCCAAAUAGUCAGAAUUGUUUGCUUCUGAUAAAAAGCAAACGCAUAAUUUAUUAAGUUCAUAAACAUAUCUUCUUUUGGCAUUCAGAAAAAAACAAACAAAAAAAACAACAUCACCAUAAUAAAUAAAUAAAAGUCAUUUCAUCCGAAUUGUCUACUUUCAGUUUCUCUUCUGGAAGUUCUGUUAUUUUCCGAUAUUUGCGAUGAAGGUCAAUGUCAUGUAUAUAAACAUAUUAGUGAGGCAUAACAAAGAACAGCAUUGUCUAUUAGUUAUUUUAAUCCUUUUCUUUACUGAAUAAUUUACAGUCACCUUUAAAUUAUUAAUUCUUUUGAUGACAAUGACACAUGUUAUGAAGAACGUUUUAAUUUGUUACAUCCUCUCUUAUUGGAUAAAAAUUAUAGUUUUAACCAAUGAAAAUCGACCUUUUAUCUGACCAGUCUAAUUGACAUUUCUUACGCAAAUUCUGUCAGUUUCAAUCAAAACAAUGCAUGAAAUGUGCCCUGCUGAUUUAUUAAGUGUCACCCAAUAGGUGUUGUUAAAACACACCAUCAGUUGAUAAUCCAAUUAAGCUUCAGGGCAGGAAGGGCAUUAUAACUGUAAACAGGCAUAUAUAAUUAAACCCUGUGAUAAAUUUGCGUAAUUUUAAACACUUUUUAAUUCCGGGGGAUUUUCAUCCCCCUCCGGGAGACCGGGGGAUGGGUCGAAAUUCCGGGGGAUUUUAUCCCCCUCCGGGGGAUAUGGCAUGUAUGGAUUAACCACUCAGUAAAAUGGUGCCUGGAGUUUCCACAGAAUCGGACCUUUUCCACUGUAUAACAUUCCAAAUAACCAGAGCUUGGCGUAACAUUACAACCAUUAUAUUCCACCAAGUAUUUGUGUACAUUAAAAUGUUGGCUUUAUUAUCUAGGUCUCUAGUUCUCUCUGUAUCUCACGAAAACAUUUUAUUUUCACCAGUUUUGAACAUGACAAAUCUAUGCUGUUGCUGAUACAUUAUGGUAAUAUAUUUAGAUGGUAAUAUAUUUAGGAUGGAAUUUUAUUAUUGCAUGUCAAGUUAACUGACAUUAAAUUGAUGUAUAUGUUAUUCAUUUGUUGAUUUUUUAAGUAUGUCAUUAUAGAGACGUCAUAUCUUUUAUUUCGAAGAUCUGCAUUGUUAAGUUCGUCCUGACACAAGUUAUUCUACGUAUAUGUAGUUAUAAUGUUUUUGUACUCUAUGCAUUUAUAUCCUUCAUUUUUGUCCAUACCAUGUGAGUCAUUUCAAACAAUCAUUCAUCGUUGGCACCCAUAGUACACAUUCUGCUAACACUGAGCAGGUACCCCGGGAUAUUUGACUGGCAGAGGUUUUAGUGAAUUUUCAAUUAAAUGGAAAUGACAAAGAUUUGUGUUGAUGGAAAUGCUCAAAUCUAAGAUGCAAUAGAUUCUUGCAUUCCACCGGUAGGUGCGUUACUAACUGAGCUAUCAAGAAAUUUACUGUGCGUAUAUACAUUUUUUAUUUAUAUAUAUUUCUAUAUUGAAAAGGUUGCUUUUACUUUUAGAGCUAAAAUACCGAAAGGACUUUCUGAGAGUUAAAUCUCCAAGAUGAUUUUCUUGCUGAGAAAACAAGAUUUUGUCAGCUUAUUGUCCCAGGUUACAUGUUGAAGGAUAGAGCGUAUUUGAGUACUCUUGGUACCCGGCGAUGAUAACCACUGUGUUCAUUCAUAACAUCUAUUUGUCGAGAUUAAGGCAUUUAAAUGAUGCUAGGUUGUAGCCCAGACCUCAUGUUCAAUGUAUAAAGUGUUUUAUAAUCCUGCUGCUAUAUUGUUGGCCACUUUUUACCUUAACUGUUCUUAACAAAACCAUGACAUAACAUGACAACAGUUGUUUUAUUUGUCUAAACCUCCCUGUAUGUGGAGAAUCUCAUUUAUAUUUUAUUUGUAUUUACUUUACUAAGUGCUAUAUUAACAAAAAAACUUACAUUUUAAUCAUUUUCAAUACACCUAUCACAGAAAAUAAAUUGAUCUCUUCUGCAGGGAUGAACACCAGAGAAAUUCACUUAAAUCAACUUCUAAUCCCUGAUUCCUUGAUCUUGUGAUUUGAUAGGUUAGGGACAGUUUUGAAGUAGCACCACGAAAUAUAAUAUUAAGUGUCCAUGAAAGGUACAGAUCAUGUAUGAAAAUCAAGCAUUGACAUCGGCUUGAAAAUAGCUAUAUGUCUAGUUGGUGUCUCCUCUCUUUACAUAAGAUCUCGUGUGAUUUGCCUGGGUCUGAUAUGUUUUGUUUUAUGUAUUUACUAACAACAUUGUAACCAGAAACCAGAAAUAUUAAUCAGUUUUGUGAUACCUUCUUACCAGAUUUAUACUUGUUAAGCUUAUAUGUUGCUCUUCUUAAUAUCCUGUGUUACUGCAUAGACACUAACCUGACUCUGUUGUGCCAACUUCUAUGUACAUUGCAUAUGGCACUAAAUUAUUUUUCUUAAUUGUCAACAAUAAUGCUUCGAACUGACAGUACUUCACUUAAAUUGCAAGAGCAGAUGAUUCUAUAUUUAACACGAUAUUUUUAUAAGACGUUUUAUUGUUACUCUUCAUAAUGCUGACUGCAUUUUGCCUGUUGAUUUUCAGCCAAGCGUGGUGACUCCCUGUAUAUGACUGAUGUCUAUCAAGUGUAGUGUUACCGUGAACAUAGUGGAACAUUUACAGUUUCUAAAACAGCAGAUUUCCAUGAAAUUGCUGACAUAUGUAAUUUUUAACCUACAUUGUAUGUUAAUCAAACGGUUGUGUAACUUCUACCUGUACAUGUAGCUACCUGUACAAGUAAAAGUUGCCGCUGGCACUUAAAUUUGUUUGUGUAUCUCUUGUUCCAAGUGUUCCGUUUGGCUCUCUGAUUCUUGCAUUUAACACUUUCCUCCUGGUUUGUAGAUGCUACUACCAGUCAUACUCAUAUUUACAUGUGUUCUGGAUAUCCACUACACGUUUUACACUUGUACAAAGUCAACACUCUAUCACUCAAUAAGUAGUACAUGUGCACACAUACAAGUAGAUUACACAACAUUUCUAUUGUUUCAACACCUGCAAUACAUGUUACACAUCUCUCAUGAAUUUGUCAUUUGAUUUUGAUUAUACUCUGUGUUAUAUGUGUUGCCAGGUCUGCAAUAUUUGACUUGUGAAAGCAAAAGAUUAUAACAAAAAUAAUGAAGCAAAAACUGAAUGAUGUUAUGGUACACAUAUUUUGUAAUUUAUUAAUUCAUUUUUGAUGCUUUGAUGUAGGCAAACACAUACAUUUCAUUGUUGCCACUCUGAUUGAGGCAUGGGUGUCUAUAUACACAUAGGUUACAUUGUUCACGCUCUGACUGAGGCAAGGGUGUCUAUAUACACAUAGGUUACAUUGUUGGCGCUCUGAUUGAGGCAAGGGUAUCUAUAUACACAUAGGUUACAUUGUUGGCGCUCUGAUUGAGGCAAGGGUGUCUAUAUACACAUAGGUUACAUUGUUGGCGCUCUGAUUGAGGCAAGGGUGUCUAUAUACACAAUAGGUUACAUUGUUGGUGCUCUGAUUGAGGCAAGGGUGUCUAUAUACACAUAGGUUACAUUGUUGGCACUUUGAUUGAGGCAAGGGUGUCUAUAUACACAUAGGUUACAUUGUUGGCACUUUGAUUGAGGCAAGGGUGUCUAUAUACACAAUAGGUUACAUUGUUGGCAUUUUGAUUGAGGCAAGGGUGUCUAUAUACACAUAGGUUACAUUGUUGGCACUUUGAUUGAGGCAAGGGUGUCUAUAUACACAAUAGGUUACAUUGUUGCCGCUCUGAUUGAGGCAAGGGUGUCUAUAUACACAUAGGUUACAUUGUUGGCAUUUUGAUUGAGGCAACGGUGUCUAUAUACACAUAGGUUACAUUGUUGGCAUUUUGAUUGAGGCAAGGGUGUCUAUAUACACAUAGGUUACAUUGUUGGCACUUUGAUUGAGGCAAGGGUGUCUAUAUACACAUAGGUUACAUUGUUGGCACUUUGAUUGAGGCAAGGGUGUCUAUAUACACAUAGGUUACAUUGUUGGCGCUCUGAUUGAGGUCAGGAUGUCUAUAUACACAUAGGUUACAUUGUUGGCGCUCUGACUGAGGCAAGGGUGUCUAUAUACACAAUAGGCUACAUUGUUGGCGCUCUGAUUGAGGCAAGGGUGUCUAUAUACACAUAGGUUACAUUGUUGGCACUUUGACUGAGGCAAGGGUGUCUAUAUACACAAUAGGUUACAUUGUUGGCGCUCUGAUUGAGGCAAGGGUGUCUAUAUACACAUAGGUUACAUUGUUGGCACUUUGAUUGAGGCAAGGGUGUCUAUAUACACAUAGGUUACAUUGUUGGCACUUUGACUGAGGCAAGGGUGUCUAUAUACACAUAGGUUACAUUGUUGGCGCUCUGACUGAGGCAAGGGUGUCUAUAUACACAUAGGUUACAUUGUUGGCGCUCUGAUUGAGGCAAUGGUGUCUAUAUAUAUAUAGGUUACAUUGUUGGCGCUCUGACUGAGGCAAGGGUGUCUAUAUACACAUAGGUUACAUUGUUGGCACUCUGAUUGAGGCAAGGGUGUCUAUAUACACAUAGGUUACAUUGUUGGUGCUCUGAUUGAGGCAAGGGUGUCUAUAUACACAUAGGUUACAUUGUUGGCGCUCUGAUUGAGGCAAGGAUGUCUAUAUACACAUAGGUUACAUUGUUGGCGCUCUGAUUGAGGCAAGGGUGUCUAUAUACACAAUAGGUUACAUUGUUGGCAUUUUGAUUGAGGCAAGGGUGUCUAUAUACACAUAGGUUACAUUGUUGGCACUUUGAUUGAGGCAAGGGUGUCUAUAUACACAUAGGUUACAUUGUUGGCAUUUUGAUUGAGGCAAGGGUGUCUAUAUACACAUAGGUUAUAUUGUUGGCACUUUGAUUGAGGCAAGGGUGUCUAUAUACACAAUAGGUUACAUUGUUGGCAUUUUGAUUGAGGCAACGGUGUCUAUAUACACAUAGGUUACAUUGUUGGCAUUUUGAUUGAGGCAAGGGUGUCUAUAUACACAUAGGUUACAUUGUUGGCAUUUUGAUUGAGGCAAUGGUGUCUAUAUACACAAUAGGUUACAUUGUUGGCAUUUUGAUUGAGGCAACGGUGUCUAUAUACACAUAGGUUACAUUGUUGGCACUUUGAUUGAGGCAAUGGUGUCUAUAUACACAUAGGUUACAUUGUUGGCAUUUUGAUUGAGGCAAGGGUGUCUAUAUACACAUAGGUUACAUUGUUGGCACUUUGAUUGAGGCAAGGGUGUCUAUAUACACAUAGGUUACAUUGUUGGCACUUUGAUUGAGGCAAGGGUGUCUAUAUUCACAUAGGUUACAUUGUUGGCGCUCUGAUUGAGGCAAGGGUGUCUAUAUACACAUAGGUUACAUUGUUGGUGCUCUGAUGAAGGCAAGGGUGUCUAUAUACACAUAGGUUACAUUGUUUGUGCUCUGAUGAAGGCAAGGGUGUCUAUAUACAGGUAGGUUACAUUGUUGGCUCUCUGAUUGAGGCAAUGGUACCCAUAUGCACAUAAAUUGUAAUACAACACCAGGCCGUAUCAUGCUCUAGUAAACGACAUUAAUUAUCAGUGUAUUUGUUCUCAAGUAUUGACUUACAUAAGCUAAACAACCAUAGUGAGGCUUUUUAAAACCUACUAUGAACGUUUCUCAAAGUUUUUAUUGGAGAAACUAGUGACUGGGAGUAUUCACCAGCUUCAUAUUUUGUCAAUGUAUACAUUCAAAUGAUGCACAAUUACCUUUCAUUAUUCAGAUUCUAGGCAGUUGAUCCACUUAAUUUGCAAAUUCAAUCCAGGUUUUCAUUAUAUUCAGUGUUAAGAUUAUCUGUGCUUGACUUUUAAAUGAUCACCAUCAACUGCCCAUAAAGCAUCAUCUUGUCAACCAUAGCUAUGGUACAGAUGGUAUAUCUUCAAUUGCCCAUAAAGCAUCAUGUUGUCAACCAUAGCUAAGGUAGAGAUGGUAUAUCUUCAAUUGCCCAUAAAGCAUCAUCUUGUCACCCAUAGCCAAUGUAGAGAUAGUAUAUCUUCAAUUGCCCAUAAAGCAUCAUCUUGUCUGACAUAGCCAAGGUAGAGAUUGUAUAUCUUCAAAUGCCCAUAAAGCAUCAUCUUGUCACCCAUAGCCAAGGUAGAGAUGAUAUAUCUUCAAUUGCCCAUAAAGCAUCAUCUUUUCUGACAUAGCCAAGGCAGAGAUGGUAUAUCUUCAAUUGCCCAUAAAGCAUCAUCUUGUCUGACAUAGCCAAGGCAGAGAUGGUAUAUCUUCAAUUGCCCAUAAAGCAUCAUCUUGUCUGACAUAGCCAAGGCAGAGAUGGUAUAUCUUCAAUUGCCCAUAAAGCAUCAUCUUGUCUGACAUAGCCAAGGCAGAGAUGAUAUAUCUUCAAUUGCCCAUAAAGCAACAUCUUGUCUGACAUAGCCAAGGCAGAGAUGGUAUAUCUUCAAUUGCCCAUAAAGCAUCAUCUUGUCUGACAUAGCCUAGGUAGAGAUAGUAUAUCUUCAAUUGCCCAUAAAGCAUCAUCUUGUCUGACAUAGCCUAGGUAGAGAUGGUAUAUCUUCAAUUGCCCAUAAAGCAUCAUCUUGUCUGACAUAGCCUAGGUAGAGAUAGUAUAUCUUCAAUUGCCCAUAAAGCAUCAUCUUGUCUGACAUAGCCAGGGUAGAGAUAGUAUAUCUUCAAAUGCCCAUAAAGCAUCAUCUUGUCACCCAUAGCCAAGGUAGAGAUAGUAUAUCUUCAAUUGCCCAUAAAGCAUCAUCUUAUCUGACAUAGCCUAGGUAGAGAUAAAUAGACCAGGUCAUUGUUUGCCUCAUGUUUUCAUAACUAGAUAAACAAACCAUCACGUCAUGUAUUAAUGUUUUGUUGUCUGUAAAACCCUUCUCGGUCUUUCAUAUGGUUACGUCGUCAAAAUCAGUUCUCUUGUUUUGCAUUGGGUUUGCCUGCUUUUAUAUAAUAAAUGAUUAAAGAUUUGUUUUUAUUUUUAUCUAACAUUAUUUCACAUGAUGUCCGAUGAUGUUCAUUUAUGAUAAACAUUUAGCUGACUUUAAGACUCAUCUUUAUAUCUGGUAAUAGCAGGCAUGUUGAAGUGAAACAAAGGGGUGAUUUUGUACGGCCCUAUAGUUUGUAUGCAGUACAACAUUUCCUACAUGACACCACAAUGCAGGAAAUACAUUCUUUCAUUUGAAAUGUGUAUGUAUUCUAAAUCAUUAUGAUGAUUAUAUGUGGUAGAUUACUAUAGCCAAUAACAUGCACUAGGAGUAGUUAAUAUUACAUGGCACAUGGAUAUUGUUGUGUGUGUAUUGUUAUGAAGUAUAAAUAUAUGCCUGUGUUAUGUGUUUUGCUAAUGGCAACCCUAGUUGGUCUGAGAAAAAUUACUAGUUCUAUGUUUAUUGAUUUUUCUUAAUCAUUGUUACAAUUUAAAUGAAUUAAGUGUUCUUUUUCAUUUUAUACAACACUGGUGAGCAAUAGAUGACUUAUAAAGGAGGUUUAAAUUGAUAAGCUUAUGUUCUUGAAAAAUCAACCUAUUUUUAGAGAGUUUGAAGAAUCAUUGUUGCUAUGUACGAUCAGCCCAAUAGAAGCACAGCAACGUGAAUCUGUUCAGAUUUGUUAAAAAGGUAGUGUAUGUAAAUGUCUUAAUAUAAAUGUGUAUGUGUUAUGUGUUAUUAUAUAUGUAUAUGUGUAUGUAUACAUGACUUAUUAUAUAUAUGUAUGUGUGCGUAUGUUGGUUAUUAUUGUUAAUGAUGAUCUGUUGUUAUUAGGUUUGUGAUAAUAUGGUGCAGUGUAACCGUGUACAUCCUCGUACAUUUAGAUAUCUUCAUGGUCCCUGCGGCAUUUGUAAAUCAUCUUUUAAGGUAUUAAAUAUUAUUUCAUUUCUGCUAGUAGUGAUUUUUAAGAUAUAGGUAAUUACAGAUAAUAAAACCAUCUCUUUGAUGUUGAGCUCAAAUGUGUUAUUUUUCAUCCUUAUGUUUCUUUUUUUAUUGAAGUAAUAAAAUAUUGAUUUACAUUGCAAUAAAAUAGUGACGAAAGUAAUAGAAGAAAAUAUUGAAAUAUUUCUUGUGUGUUGUGUUAAGAGAGCGAGUAGCAUUAAGAUUCCAUUCAGGAAGCACAAUUGUUCAAAAUGCCUUUUUACGGAAUUUAAGCUCAGUUAAAAUAUAGUUUUGCAUUUAUUUUCAAUGAUUGUGAAACCAGAUACAGCACUACCAUUAGAAUUGUUGACACAAUGUUACACAGAAAAUUUACAGGCAAUAUCUUUAACGCAGAUACACAAAACCUCUAGAGUGAAUUUACAAAUGUCCCAGGAAUACAUUCUAUGUACGUUAGUUACUAUCGACUAAUUUAGUGUUAUUUCAUUUAAAGACUUUUAUUGUUUAUAUUUUUCUCUUUAUACCUAACAUUGUUUUUGUAGUGGACUAUUAGGAUUUUGUUUCGUUCAAACCCAUUAUUUGUGAUAAUGUACAUACGUUUACAACUAUUGAAUAUGCUAUUGUAUUUUGUAAAUAUUAAAGAUUAUAUGUAUA
This is a messenger RNA of Mya arenaria, 13317 nucleotides long. Its product is annotated as 1-phosphatidylinositol 4,5-bisphosphate phosphodiesterase beta-1-like. The coding region runs from base 54 to 3857 and encodes 1267 amino acids. Gene Ontology annotation, biological process: lipid catabolic process; phosphatidylinositol-mediated signaling. The record is from RefSeq and is a predicted model, not a curated record. NCBI's taxonomy places the organism in Eukaryota, Metazoa, Mollusca, Bivalvia, Myida, Myidae. The transcript is spliced from 35 exons. Gene Ontology annotation, molecular function: calcium ion binding; phosphatidylinositol-4,5-bisphosphate phospholipase C activity.